AUUUCAGCUUCCGCCAUGAAUUGAACUUGGACUGUCAACAUACAACCCAAAACAUAGCGCAAAAAUGGCCGGAAAUGUCGGUAUGGAGCAGCUUAUUCCCAUUGUGAAUAGGCUGCAAGAUGCCUUCGCAUCCCUGGGCCUUCCACUUUCCUUGGAUCUACCCCAAAUUGCUGUAGUCGGUAGUCAGAGUGCAGGGAAAAGUUCAGUGUUAGAAAAUUUCGUGGGCAGAGAUUUUCUACCCAGAGGGUCUGGUAUUGUGACUAGGCGACCAUUGGUGUUACAACUCAUCAACAGUAACACAGAAUAUGCAGAAUUUCUCCACAAGAAAGGAACAGUGUUCACAGAUUUUACUGAUGUACGGAAAGAAAUCGAAGCAGAGACUGACAGAGUAACGGGGCACAACAAGGGGAUUUCUAAUAUCCCCAUCAACCUCAGGGUCUACUCCCCUCAUGUUUUGAACUUGACCCUGAUUGACUUGCCGGGUAUGACCCGUGUUGCUAUUGGUGACCAGCCACCAGACAUAGAAAUGCAGAUCAGGUCCAUGCUUCUAGAGUUCAUCACCAAGGAGAGCUGUCUAAUUCUAGCUGUCUCCCCUGCUAACACAGAUUUGGCCAACUCAGAUGCUCUAAAAAUAGCAAAAGAAGUAGACCCACAAGGACUGCGGACAAUUGGUGUGAUAACCAAGCUAGAUUUAAUGGACAAAGGGACAGAUGCCAGAGACAUUUUAGAGAACAAGACAUUACCGUUAAGGCGAGGUUAUGUUGGAGUGGUAAACAGAAGUCAACAAGACAUUGAUGGAAGAAAAGACAUCAGACAGGCUCUGGCAGGAGAACGCAAAUUUUUCCUCAGUCACCCAUCUUACAGACACAUGGCUGACAGGAUGGGAACCCCAUACCUACAAAGAGUCCUUAAUCAGCAACUAACCAAUCAUAUUAGAGAUGUUUUGCCAAACUUAAGGAACAAGCUACAGAGUCAGCUUCUAAGUAUGGAGAAAGAUGUCCAGGAAUUCAAAAACUACCAGCCGGAUGAUCCAUCCAGAAAAACAAAAGCAAUGAUGCAAAUGAUUCAGCAGUUUAAUGUUGAUUUUGAUAAAAGUAUAGAAGGUUCUGGAACAGAGAUUAACACAAGAGAACUGUCAGGGGGAGCUAAAAUAAACAGGAUAUUUCACGAACGCUUUCCGUUUGAAUUGGUUAAGAUUGAAUUUGAUGAACGUGAACUCAGGAAGGAAAUUAGUAUAGCCAUUCGUAACAUCCAUGCUAUUCGAACAGGUCUAUUCACUCCAGAUAAAGCCUUUGAAGCUAUUGUUAAAGAAUACAUAAGGAAACUAAAAGAACCUUCAUUGAAAGCUAUAGACAUGGUGGUUACAGAAUUAACAAAAGUUGUGCAUAAGUGUACAGAAAAGAUGAGCAGGUAUCCACGACUACGGGACCAGACAGAGAGUAUAGUAAACAACAGAAUCAGGGAGCAGGAAAUGAAGGCCAAGGAACAGCUCAAGUUACACGUAGAAUUCGAGCUCGCCUACAUUAACACCAACCACGAGGACUUUAUAGGAUUUGCUAAUGCCCAUAACAAAGCCGAAAAUAAAGAACGGAAAAAAGUUGGCAAUCAGGUGAUAAGAAAGGGCUAUUUAACUCUACAUAAUAUCAGCUUCAUGAAGGGUGGAUCCAAGGAUUUCUGGUUCGUCCUGACCGCUGAAAGCAUUUCCUGGUUCAAGGAUGAGGAGGAAAAAGAGAAGAAAUAUGUUAUGAGCUUGGACGGCCUUUUAGUACGAGAUAUACCUGACUCGGGCUUUAUGACUAAAAGAAAGUCAUUCGCAAUCUUUAACCAAGACAACAGGAAUGUAUACAAGGAUUACAAACAGCUGGAACUAUCAGCUGAAAACCAAGAGGAAGUGGACAGUUGGAAAGCUUCUCUCCUCAGGGCAGGGGUUUACCCUGACCGAUCACAGAAUGAGGACGACAAAAAGAAUAAGGAAGAUGUGGGCUCUAUGGAUCCACAGCUGGAACGGCAAGUAGAAACCAUUAGAAAUCUGGUGGAGUCCUACAUGAAAAUUGUCAACAAAAACCAGAGAGAUCAUGUCCCAAAAUGCAUCAUGCACAUCAUUGUCAAUGAGAUAAAAGAAUUCAUUGGAGGAGAACUGCUGGCUCAUUUAUACUCAAGUCCCGAACAAAGUUCUAUGAUGGAAGAGUCUGCUGAGGAAGCUCAAAGGAGGGAGGAACUCCUCCGCAUGUAUCAUGUGACUAAAGAGGCCCUGAGCAUCAUAGGGGACAUCUCCAUGAGCACGUCCUCCACCCCUGUGCCCCCACCUGUGGAUGAUGAUUGGCUGAAAGUUGACCAAUCAAUGCAAAAUGGUAGACCCAAUUCAAGGCCAUCCUCUCCCAAGCCAGGAAGAGCCCCUCCCCCACCACUUCCUAAUCGCCCGGGCAGUGCCCCUCCUCAGAAUAUGCCCGCAAGGGCAGCACCAAACAUUCCAUCCAGGCCAGCUCCAACAGCCCCUGGAUUCAGUGCAUCUAAUGCAGCAGCAGUGGCCAACAUGAUGGGAGCCAAUGUCCCUCCAAUUCCAGCGAAAUAUGAUGUGAAUAUAGACCGGAAAACGGCACAAAAAGGCUGGAAUGUUGGCCAAGCAGUUGGAAGUGCAUAUAUGCGCAAUCGCCCAGGACCGGGGGGAAAUAUUCCAAAAAUUCCAGACCGACCAUCCAUCCCUUCAAGACCAAACAUGAAUUGAGAGGACUGGAUCAAAAGUGGCAACAGAGGGGUGUAAUUCUUUGAGCAGAUGAAAAAUUAAGUACAUUUAUGCAAAAAAAAUUGUGUAUUUCAUAUUUGAUAUUAGUGAGUUCCAAUUAAAAAAAAAAGAGUGAAUACAAUGAAAAUAAAUAAAUAUUAUAUCAGUAAGUCCAGUCAUCAGCAGGCUGAUGACAUUUCCUAAUUCUUCCACGUAAUGAAACGAACUGUUUUUUAUACAAGAGAAAAAAAAAACAAAACUGGAACACAUGUAAGUCAAAGUCACAAGAACAUAGUUCAGGAGCAAUGCAGAAUCAGGUGGAAUCCUACAAGAAUCCAGGAUUUGUUUUUGCUUCAGCCAAAAUUUCAAAAUGGAAAUUGUCUCAAGAUGGUUUGUGCAUAUAAAUCUAUGUAUGACUUAUUGCUGGUAAGAUUUCUGGAUAUUGACUGUCUUUAUGACAAGAUGUAAAGCCUGUAGAAAUUAUAGAGAAAAUCUCCAGAUUUAAUGUUAGUAAUGUCCAGUACCAAAAUCUGUGUGAUGUUGUAAGAUAUGUGCAUAUUUUAGGAAAAAGCAGUAUUUUACAGUAGAUUCUGAAAUUGUAAUAGCUGUUGUAAAGUUUAUAAUACAUAAUACAUUUAUUAAUAGUUGAUUAACAUUGGUAUGUAAUCAUAGAACUGCAAGAAGAAUAUAAAUUGUCUGGGAUUAAAUGCACAUGCUUGUAUUUUUAAUGGUGGGAAUAUUUAAACAGGAAAUUUGAAAUGUAAUGCUUACUACUGUACUUGAUUUUUGAAUAAUGGUUAUUAGAUUUAAUUUGAAAAUUAAUGUUCUGUUUGAGAAGAGAUAGAAUUCUAUUUAUAAAACGGUCUGAAUUUGAAGUGCUACAGAGGUUAUAUAGGACAGAUGUACUGUAUUUAAAUGUGUAUAGAUCGUUGUACAGAAUCAAAGUGUGUACAUAAUAUUGUACAUUGUAUAAUAUGUAGAUAGUAUCUUGUUACCAUGGUUACUGUUUAUAUUAUGUUUGUACUAUGUGAUGAUUUGUGCAAUCUUGUUUUACUUUUCAAUUCUUGGGAACUUUUUUUUACUAGACCAGCCAUCAGAAGGUUAUAAGUUUGAAUUUGAAUGAAAAAGAGAUUGUCUGAGUUUCUGUUUUACACGAAGGACAAAAAAAUAUGCAAAGAAAUUGAUCAGUAAUUUUUUUGCACCUGUCAAAUAAAUUUCAUGUGUAUACAUUUACAUGGACAAACUAUAUGUAAUUCAUUACAUGCAUUUUGUUCACUUUGCCAAUAUUGGGCCAUCCAAAAUAAAUGUUUGAAUAGAAAGUCUGAAGAGGAGAUGGUCAUACAUGUAUUAUGAAUUGAUUACAAUGUUAAAAAUUUUUCAAACUUGUUUACAUACUGUACAUGUACUUGUAAAACAUUUUAAAAACCCUCUCAUCUUAAAAUCCAGUUUUUUUGCAAGUAUGUCUUUUUUCAUAGACAUAUAUCUGAUAGUAAAAAUUCCUCUCUCCUUCCUCUAAGGUUAAAUUAAAGAAAUAUAGAAUUUUAUUUAUUUUGGAUGGCAUUAUGAAAGACAUCCACAAGUAAUAUUUAAACUUCCUCAUGCAUUAAACCUUGUCGAGCAAAAUUCAAAACUACUAUAAAUAAUAAUAAACUUUAUCACAUUUCUUUGAGAUAUUUUUACAAGUUUACAGUAUAGACUUAAUAAAGUCAUUUUUGUAGCAUUUAUAGAUUAUAUUCUAAUUAGCUGUUAAAUCAUGCAUUAUCUAAAAUGACACUCUAGAGAUAUUCAUGUCCACAUUCUGAGUAUGCAGUGAGAGUAGUGAAUGUUUGUAAUUGUGUGUUAGAACUAGACAAUGUCUGGUAGAUAACAAAAUACAUGUAUGUUGUAAUAUGGAUUUAUAUGUCAUCCUAUUAAUUAAAAAAAGGGGGGGGGAUUUUUUUGGAUGUUUUUAAUUAGUCAGAGUUAAUGGACAGAGAAUGUGAGAUUAAUUUUAUUGCCAUAACAGGUUGAUGUUCAGUCCUUUAUAAGAUCUUGAAAACCACUUCUGCUUAUAGCUACAAAAUGUAACCAAUUUAGAGGUCGUUUGGUUGAGAUCAGUCACAUCAUUUAAGUUCAUGUAUUAUAAAACAUAAUAAAUUAAAGUGAUAACACAUGA
Molecule: messenger RNA, 4877 nt
Organism: Saccostrea echinata
Lineage: Eukaryota; Metazoa; Mollusca; Bivalvia; Ostreida; Ostreidae
Product: dynamin-1-like
Exons: 22
Coding region: 65-2725 (886 amino acids)
Biological process (GO): receptor-mediated endocytosis
Cellular component (GO): cytoplasm; microtubule; synapse
Molecular function (GO): GTP binding; GTPase activity; microtubule binding
Source: RefSeq, a predicted model, not a curated record